AUGAUUCAAGCUGUGUCAGACCGAAUCGACAAUAUGCACAAAGACUUUAGUCAGCACAAACUGAGCUUGGAAGUCACCAAUCACCUACUUUCUUCACUUUGGAAUGCCAUAGCUCCCGUUGGAGUACAGGCUCUUGGCCACCGCUUCAAUACUUACAAUGAAAGGAAGAACAGGAUUGGGGCUGGAAAUAACGUACCUAUGCUUCGAAAUAGAGCCUCUGCUAUGAUUCUUAUUCUGGAAAGCCUGAUUUCAACGAUGAAAAAAAUUACCGAAGCUGAAUAUCAAGGAACACAUGGAGGGUAUUAAUGAUAUUGUUAUGAGUUUGUGGGAAGGUAAAUUAACUCUAUUAUUCCAUUUUCUAUUUUAACUCUUGAAAGGGUUGCUCGUAAUAGUUUGGGAAAUGAUUUUAAUGUGCUGUGGGCAAAAGAAUGCAAUUGGGCCGAGGACUAAGUUUGAGAAUGUUAGUUUUUCAUUUUUAUUUUUUUGUUUGCAGUUAUUCUGUUUUUUGUUUUAAAUCAAAUAUUUUUUCAGUUGAGAAACCGUGCGUCCACCAUGAUUAUUAUUUUGAAGAGAAUGAUUCAACUACUUGGUGGCAUCA
Molecule: messenger RNA, 598 nt
Organism: Meloidogyne enterolobii
Lineage: Eukaryota; Metazoa; Nematoda; Chromadorea; Rhabditida; Meloidogynidae
Source: the annotation of a GenBank genome assembly